AUGCGAGUCAAUCAGGACGAGAAAGAGUUCUCUGAGUGGCUUCUCAAGGUCGGGGAAAGUCGUCCAGAAUCAGGACAAGAAGAUGAGGGUGAUGGCUACCAUGACCAAAUGAUAACCGUCGAAAACUCAUUGGUACAAGAGACUAAGGAUGAGUCAUUAAAACAAGUUGUCGAUGCUGCGUAUGGUGAUGUCAACCAAAUAGAGGCCUCCCAAAGUUCCUACACUGAUAAAGCUAUACUUACACCGCGAAAUGAUACAGUCGAUGAAAUUAAUGCAUAUACAAUCUCCAAAACCGGCUGGGAGUCAAAAGACUACUACAUUUACGAUAGCUUUGAGGUUUUAGAAACUCAAUCUAACCAAAAUGAUACAUUAUACGCCAUUGAGUAUCUCAACUCCAUGGAGUUUCCAGGCUUGCCAUCCCAUAAACUCACUCUCAAAGUUGGGGCCCCGAUUAUGCUUCUGCGAAACAUAAAUCAAACAAAAGGAUUAUGUAAUGGUACCCGUAUGAUCCUGAUCCACAUAGGCGAAAGAGUGCUUAAGGCAAAUAUAAUUACUGGUUCACACAUUAGAAAAGAAGUUUUGAUCCCAAUAAUUGUCCUCUUGCAUGAGGAUACAAAGCUACCGUUCACUUUACGUCGACGAAAAUUCCCUAUCAGAUUGUGUUAUGCAAUGACAAUCAACAAAAGCCAGGGGCAGAGCUUAAAAGAUGUUAUCCUAUAUCUACCUAGACCGGUCUUCGCACAUGGUCAGCUCUACGUGGCCCUCUCACGUGUAACAAGCAAAGAAGGACUAAAAUUCAUCAAAGGCGAAGACUCACACAAACAAAAAGUGAAGAACAUAGUCUACAAAGAAAUCUUCAACCGUCUUCUUCCCAUGAGAGUAAGUGAUAUUGAAAACUCAGAAUCUCAUUGA
Molecule: messenger RNA, 912 nt
Organism: Brassica napus (rape)
Lineage: Eukaryota; Viridiplantae; Streptophyta; Magnoliopsida; Brassicales; Brassicaceae
Product: ATP-dependent DNA helicase pif1-like
Exons: 1
Coding region: 1-912 (303 amino acids)
Source: RefSeq, a predicted model, not a curated record